AUGCAUCUCUACAUCGUCGGAGGAAGCGGCCGCACCGGCCAGAUGGUCAUCGACAACGCCCUGCAACGAGGCCACACCGUCACCGCGCUAGUCCGAAACCCCGACGCGCUCCCCGCCCGCGACGGCCUCACCCUCGCCAAAGGAACACCCCUCUCCCCCGCCGACAUCGCCACCUCGAUCCUGCACCCCACCCUCCCCUCCGCCAUCAUCGUCACCCUCAACGCGCCCCGCGCCAGCGACAGCCCCUUCGCCGCGCCCGCCGCCCCGCCCCGCAUGAUGGCCGACGCGCACGCCAACCUCGCCUUCGCCAUGCGGCAACACUCGAUCAGCAAAAUCGUCACCAUGUCCGCGUUCGGCGUCGCGGACUCGGGGCCGCAGCUGCUGUGCGCGCUGCGCGCGGUGCUGCGCGGGACGAACAUGCGGUUCCAGUUUGCGGAUCACGACUUGGUGGAUGCGGAGAUGAAGGCCCGAGAGGGGUUGAAGUACGUGCUGGUGAGGCCGGCGAUGCUGGUGGAGGGGGCGGAGGCGCCGGUGCGGGUGUUUGGGGAUGAGGGGGUGGGGGCGCCGUGGGUGGGGAGGGUGACGAGGGCGAGUGUGGCGGCGUUUUUGGUGGAUGCGUGUGAGGGGGCGGAGUGGGAUGGGAGGACACCGGUUAUUGCGAAUUGA
Diplodia corticola is the source of this 666-nucleotide messenger RNA. RefSeq names its product nad-dependent epimerase dehydratase. Lineage: Eukaryota; Fungi; Ascomycota; Dothideomycetes; Botryosphaeriales; Botryosphaeriaceae. The record is from RefSeq and is a predicted model, not a curated record. The transcript has 3 exons. Bases 1 to 666 code for a protein of 221 amino acids.